Molecule: messenger RNA, 1812 nt
Organism: Vicia villosa (hairy vetch)
Lineage: Eukaryota; Viridiplantae; Streptophyta; Magnoliopsida; Fabales; Fabaceae
Product: protein ROOT INITIATION DEFECTIVE 3-like
Exons: 10
Coding region: 277-1605 (442 amino acids)
Biological process (GO): rRNA processing; DNA-templated DNA replication
Cellular component (GO): nuclear pre-replicative complex
Molecular function (GO): protein binding
Source: RefSeq, a predicted model, not a curated record
CUAAAACCGAUCUUUCCUACUAUACAAGAAAUAAAACAAAAAGUUUGCAGAGUUUGAGCUACUCCUUUUCCGUCUAACCUAGCAGCGCCAUUGUAUUUCAAGCACGCCACUGGUGCGUAACUCCGCGACGGCAGCCACACGCGCCGUGUUGUUCUCGUGAAAUACAUCUUAGGCCGCCGCCGCAACAGUUUUUUGCGCCACCGGCCAUUCCCCUCUGGACGGCCACGUACAAUAAGCAGUUGGCCGUUAUUAACUAUAUUAGCUGGCUAGUGAAGGAUGGUGGUUGUUUUAGCUUCAUCCUCUGAUGCUAAUGGUGGGAUUGGAUGCUGGGACCUUAACACAGGUACUGAGCAGAUCCGCUAUAAAUCAUUAUCUUCCCCUGGCCAUGGACUGGUCUCUGUUGGUGAUCGUUUUCUUGCAUCAUCUCAGCUCCGAGACGCAUCAACUUCCUCUGGUUCUGUUUUCUUCUGGUCCUGGUCCAAGCCUCAAGUCGAAGUAAAAAGCUUUCCCUCUGAACCUAUUACACCUCUUGCGGCUAAUCACAGCGGCACCUAUCUUGUUGGUGGAGGUUUGUCAGGUGAAAUAUACUUGUGGGAGGUUGAAACCGGCAAAUUGCUUAGGAAGUGGCAUGGUCAUAAUACAGCUGUUACUUGCCUGGUAUUUUCUGAAGACGACUCACUUCUAAUAUCUGGUUUUAAAAACGGAAGCGUACGAGUUUGGUCUCUCUUAAUGAUAUUUGAUGACGUGAGAAGACGGGAAGCAAGCCAGAUUUACGAGUAUAGUUUUUCAGAUCACACCUUAUGUGUAAACGAUGUUGUGAUUGGUUCUGGAGGGUGCAAUGCAAUUAUAGUUUCAGCAUCAGAUGAUCGGACCUGCAAGGUAUGGAGCUUAUCUAAUGGAAUGCUACAGAGAAAUAUAGUAUUCCCUUCAAAGAUUAAAGCUAUUGCAUUGGAUCCUGCUGAACAUGUCUUUUAUGCUGGCAGUGAAGAUGGAAGAAUAUUUAUCGUUGCACUUAACACCACAAAAAUUGCUACCAAUAAUCAAGUUUCGUAUAUCAUUGAUUCAUUUUCUAACCACAGCAAGGCAGUUACUUGCUUGGCAUAUAGCGCAGGCGAUAACUGUUUAAUAUCGGGAUCUGAGGAUGGAAUAGUUCGAGUUUGGAAUGCAAGUACUCAUAACAUUAUCCGUGUCUUUAAACAUGCUAAAGGACCAAUAACUAACAUUAUUGUCGUUAGACCCGAAAAUGAUUCAAGCAAUCAUAUGUCAUCUAAUUUACAAGCAGCCUCUAAAAAGAAGGGAGCUCAAUUUCCUCCUUUGGAAAAAUAUGCAAAUUCAAUAGACGGCGGACAUUCAGUUACGAAGACUAUCGUCAGUCUUGGUGAUAGCGAUAGAUGCAUGGAUGUUUCAUACCUUAGUUCUCAUGUGAUUUCUAAUUACAGUAAAGAACUUCAGAAUCAAGGUUCAGCUGCCGCUUCUGAAAUGGAGAUAGAGAAACUUAAACACGAAUGCCAAAAGUCUGCGCAGAUGGUUAAUCAAUGGAAGAAAAUGUAUGAAAACUUGCAUCAAUUUUGCGUAAAAGAGCUGGUAGAUGAAAAUAAGAAUUAAGUCGAGUUAUUCUAGUCAGUCAUGUUUUCGGUUUGUUUUUGUUGCUCCUAUUAUUAUAAGCAAUUUUGGUUUCUUAUUCGGCUUAUUGUUUUUUGGUUUGAGAAUCUUUGUCCCUUUUGUUGGGAGAGUUUUGGGAAUUUUCUGGUGUAAAGUGUAAACCACAUUGCCUUGAAUAUGAGUCACUUUUUUUAUGAAUCAUUUACUUAA